Colletotrichum gloeosporioides is the source of this 1332-nucleotide messenger RNA. RefSeq names its product putative peptidoglycan-N-acetylglucosamine deacetylase. Lineage: Eukaryota; Fungi; Ascomycota; Sordariomycetes; Glomerellales; Glomerellaceae. The coding region runs from base 1 to 1332 and encodes 443 amino acids. The transcript is spliced from 5 exons. Gene Ontology annotation, molecular function: chitin binding; hydrolase activity, acting on carbon-nitrogen (but not peptide) bonds. The record is from RefSeq and is a predicted model, not a curated record. Gene Ontology annotation, biological process: carbohydrate metabolic process.
AUGGCCGCCACUCUCAACAAUCCGCUGCGAAAGCGCGCCGAGUGCGGGCCCGGAAUUGGGUCCUGCGCUCCGGGUGAGUGUUGUAGUGACGCCGGCUGGUGUGGAACGACGGGAGAAUAUUGCGGCGGCUCGCAAUGCCAGCUCGAAUACAGCGACUCUUGCGAUACCUUCUUCCCGCCUCCCGGCGCCAGCACGGAGAGCAUCUCCCGUACCCUUGUGGGAUCCGUGCCUUAUGGCUCAAUCAUCACCACUUGCGCCAACCCAGGGUCCUUGGCAUUGACCUUUGAUGAUGGCCCUUACAUCUACACAUCCCAACUCCUUGAUCUCCUCGAGGCCCAGAACGUCACCGCCACCUUCUUCGUCGCAGGCAACAACAUCGGCAAGAAGCGCAUAGACGACGCCACUACACCAUGGCCCGCCAUCUUGCGUCGGAUGUAUGGCCUCGGCCAUCAGAUUGCCAGCCAUACCUGGACCCACCGCAACUUGAACGAGGUCAACAGCACCAUCCAGAGAACGGAAAUCAUCUACAAUGAGAUGGCGUUCCGAAACCUCUUCGGCUGGAUUCCAACCUAUAUGCGCCCCCCAUUCCUGGAGUGCAACGCUGGCUCGGGCUGUCAAAAUUUGAUGAGAACUCUGGGGUAUCAUAUCAUCAAUGUCAACGUGGAUACCAAGGACUACGAGAACGAUUCUCCGACCUUGAUCCAGGUUAGCAAGGACCGCUUCUCCAAUGGGGUCUCGACAAACGCGGCCGCUAAUAGCUACAUCGAGCUGUCCCAUGAUGUCCACUAUCAAACUGUGGUCAACCUGACCCAGUUUAUGAUUGACACUGCAAAGGAGCGUGGCUACCGUCUGGUGACCGUGGGCGAGUGCCUCAAUGAUCCCAAGGAGAACUGGUACCGCACAGCUGGUGGCGCACUUAGCACCGGAAGCACAGCCUCGACCACGGCGUCUCGCGCCGCUGCGUCCUCUACCCUGAUCGUGUCUUCUCGAGCGUCAACAUCCUCCGCUCCUGCGGCUACGGGCAAUGUUUCACCGGACCAAACCUGCGGUGGCACCACUGGUUACACAUGCUUGAACUCUGCGUUCGGAAACUGCUGCUCUUAUUAUGGAUUCUGUGGCUCCAGCCUGUCAUACUGCGGAACCGGCUGCCAAUCGGGCUUCGGAUCCUGCUCACCUCCAUCUUCCGGCGAGAGCGAUACGACCAAUGGUCUCUGCGGCAGCGAAUUCAAUGCCACGUGCAAGAACAACGGUGACAAGACCUGCUGUUCGCAAUAUGGCUUCUGCAUGGUCGAUCCUCGGGGCACCCUCGUCGGCUCCCAGGGUCUCUACUGA